GUAUAUAUACGGCGAACGCUAGAAAUUGUGAGAUUAAAAGACUGACAAAUAUGAUCUUGUAUUUGGUGUUCCUUGUUAUCUUCGCGUUCUUGUUCAUCAAGUUCCUCACUGCUGAUGGGGAUUUCACAUUAUUAUCAAAAGGGAAUGUGAAACGCGAAGAAAUUGAAGAUAAGGUUAUUUGGAUUACUGGAGCUAGUCGUGGAAUAGGGGAAAUUCUUGCCAAACAACUUGCAAGUUUAGGAGCAAAACUCAUUAUAUCUGCUCGAAAUGAAGCUGAGCUACAGCAUGUCAAGCAACAACUUACAGGAAAAUAUGCACCAAGAGAUGUCAUGGUUUUACCAUUGGACUUGACAUCUGGGGAGGAAAGUCUGAGAUUGGCUGUAGAGAAAGCUGAAUCAUUUUUUGAUGCAGCUGGAGUGGAUUAUAUGAUUCACAAUGCAGCCUAUGAGCGUCCAAAAUCUACAGCACUGGAUGUGACAGAAGAAACACUCAAGGCAAUGUUAAAUGUGAAUGUCGUGGGCCCCAUAUCGAUGACGCGGAUGCUUGUGCCUUACAUGCUGAAGCGGGGAAGAGGACAUCUUGUUGUGAUGAGCAGUGCAGCUGGAAAGACUCCUGCACCAGGUCAGGCGGUAUACUCGGCGUCUAAAUUUGCAGUAAAUGGGUAUUUCCACUCCUUGCGUUCUGAGCUCUGUCGUAAAGGAAUCAAGGUUACUGUAGUUUGCCCAGGUCCUGUAGAAACUCCCAAUCCAAGAACUGGUUCAACCGAGCGGCGUGUUUCAUCAGAAAGGUGUGCGGAGCUGAUAAUUGUUGCUGUCAGCCAUGGUAUCAAGGAAGCUUGGAUAUCUUACCAGCCUGUACUUGCUGUUAUGUACUUGAUGCAGUAUAUGCCAUCGGUUGGCUAUUGGCUUAUGGACAAGAUUGGUGAAAAACGUGUGGAAGUUGGUGCACAGAAAGGCAACACAUACUCCAUCAAUUUGCUCUUUGACAAAAAGAAGGAAAGCUAAAAGAUUUUUGCAGUGGGAAGGUGAAGGAAGUUGGUAAGGAAGAAGGAGGAUGUACCUACUAAUGCAACACUUAACAAAUAAGAAUUUACAUAGUGAAGGGGAGGCUACAUUUGUUGUCAACAACGCAAAAGACAUAGACAUGGAAUUGUGGCAUAGAAGGUUGGGGCAUGUGUCUUCAUCAGUCCUUGCAAGGAUGUUUGCUAUGAAUAAAGGAAGUUUAUGUACAUUGACUAAAUGUCCAGUGUGUCCUCUUGCUAAGCAAACAAGAUUAAUUUUUCCUGUUUGCAAUAUUAAGACUAUAACUUGUUUUGAUAUGAUACAUCUGGAUCUGUGGGGUCCUUAUAAUACCCCUACUAUUGAUGGUAACAAGUAUUUUCUCACUA
This is a messenger RNA of Solanum stenotomum, 1387 nucleotides long. RefSeq lists its product as uncharacterized. Gene Ontology annotation, cellular component: membrane. The record is from RefSeq and is a predicted model, not a curated record. Bases 51 to 1004 code for a protein of 317 amino acids. The transcript is spliced from 13 exons. Gene Ontology annotation, molecular function: oxidoreductase activity. Lineage: Eukaryota; Viridiplantae; Streptophyta; Magnoliopsida; Solanales; Solanaceae.